Vittaforma corneae ATCC 50505 is the source of this 1872-nucleotide messenger RNA. RefSeq names its product glycine-tRNA ligase. Gene Ontology annotation, molecular function: glycine-tRNA ligase activity; ATP binding. Gene Ontology annotation, biological process: mitochondrial glycyl-tRNA aminoacylation. The record is from RefSeq and is a predicted model, not a curated record. The transcript has a single exon. Gene Ontology annotation, cellular component: cytoplasm; mitochondrion. The coding region runs from base 1 to 1872 and encodes 623 amino acids. NCBI's taxonomy places the organism in Eukaryota, Fungi, Microsporidia, Nosematidae.
AUGGAAACCAAGUCACAGAUCGAGCAAAUUCUCAAAAGAAGAUUCUUUGUAACACCAACAGGCUAUCCACCCUUGAAUGGUUUCCUGGACUAUGGUCCUGUACUCGCCCAAAUCAAGCAGCAAAUCGUCGUCGAGUACAAAAAAGUAUUCUUAGACGAGGAUGUUUUUGAAAUCGAGCCGAGUAUUGUCCUUCCUUACGAAGUUUUGAAGAACUCUGGACACGUGGAUAAGUUCUGUGACGUUAUUAUUUCCGAUGGCCAAGAUAUAUUCAGGGCUGAUCAUUUCAUUGAGGAUAAAAUAGGAAGCAUCUUAACAUUACCGAUUGAUAUUAGGGAAAAUUUUCAAGAACUAAUGAAGAGAGUUACAGAAAUGAAAUCUGAAAUUGUCAGUGCCAAAAAGCUAAGUGCAACAACCAAUACCAUUAAUAAUUCUGUCCAGAAUCUUUCAUUGAAUCCGGAGACCACCCAACUAACAGAAGAUGAAGUGAGUAAAAUUUUGUCAAAGUUUUCAUGUGCCCCUAAGCAUCUGGCAGAUCUGAACAAAGAUGAGAUUGAUUUUGUUGUAAACCUUCACAAUCUUUAUCCGCCAUCUGGAAAGCCUUUUGAGCCAGCACGCGACUUUAAGCUGAUUUUCAGUCUGAACGAGAGACAGUUUCUUAGGCCAGAGCUUGCCCAAUCUAUGUUUACUAAUUUUAGGAAGCUGUUUGAGUUGAAUAACGAAAGAUUGCCAUUCGCCAGUCUUUGUAUCGGAAGAAGUUACAGAAAUGAAAUCAGCGCCCGUGGUGGAAUGCUGAGGACAAAGGAAUUUGAGCAGGCAGAAAUUGAGUAUUUUACCGAAGAUGGAAAUCAUUCUGGAUUUGAAUCUGUUAGAAGCGUCCGGAUGCUCAUCCUUCCAAAUACAUGUCUAAAACCAUACUCGGUAACACUCGGGGAGGCAUAUGACACCAAAACCAUUUCAUCCCAGGCAGUGUGCUACUUCCUUGCAAAGGCACAGGAAUUUUGUUUGAAUAUUGGCAUCAAGUUAGAAAACUUAAGGUAUCGGCAGCACAAUAAGAACGAAAUGGCGCACUAUGCAGAUGACUGCUGGGAUGUUGAAAUUAAGACGCUCUCUGGAUGGAUUGAAUGUGCUGGAAUUGCUGAUCGGUCAAAUUUUGACUUAACAGUGCAUUCCAGAGACGUAAACACGCAGGUUAAAAGAUCAAUACCACCUAGAGUAUCAUACGAAGUAGUUCCAAACAAGAGUGAUUUGGGAAAGAGGCUAAAAUCCAAGUUUAAAGAUUUCCAGGAAUACUUAUCCAAUCUUGAUCAAGACUUUAUCGUCAGAAAUACAAAGGGAAACUUCAUCGAUGUUGAAUUUGAGGGCCAAUGUUACACAUGCAGUGUGGAAUCUAGGGUGAUUGAUUGUGAAUUUUUCAUUCCACGUGUGAUUGAGCCGUCAUUUGGUAUUUCCAGGGUUCUUUAUUGCUUGGUUGAACAGAGCUUUAUGAUUCGUGACGACAGGAAUGUCCUAAGUCUUAAGCCGAAGAUGUGCUAUCUCCAUUGUGUGAUUGGCUUUUUGAAAUAUCUGGAUGAGUUUGAGGAACCGUUGAAGACAUUAAAGAAUGAUUUGAAAGCUCUAUCUCUUCGGAUUAAAAUUACUGAGAGAGGAUGCUCGAUAGGGCGGAAGUAUUCAAGCUUUGACGAGUUGGGAGUUCCCUUCUUUGUUACAUUUGAUUUUUUAACACCAGACGAUAAACAGGUCACGAUUAGAGAAAGAGACUCAAUGUCGCAGAUAAGGAUUCCAUUAGAUUCAGUGGCUAGUAUUUUGAGAGAGCUGGUUGACGAAAAGACCACGUGGAGUGUUUUAUUUGCAAAGCAUGGUAUUUCCAAUUAA